AUAGCUAUACAAGCUUUUGAAACUAGGGCUUUUUUUGUACCGGUAAGUGGAGGCCCAUUAUUGUAUCGGGUCAAUCUUGACUUACAUUUCCCCUCGAGUGAGAUUCUGACCGCCGGUCUUUUCCCCGGCGACGGCAUCGGUCCUGAGAUCGGCGAGUCCGUACAUAAAUACAGGGGAUUAGUCUUCUUAAUCUGGCUACUCAAGAUUUCACAAGGUUGGUCGAGAAGAAAGGUGCUUUCUUACCAGACAUUAAAGUUUUAUUAUCUAAAUGUCCACGGUCAUCUUGCAUGUCCGAUGGUUAGAUGAUAAGCUUUCUUGAAUGAAAGGAACUCCUCGGUCAUUAUCUUGCCGAAUCUGCUUGUGAGAUUUAUUCUCAUUUUCGGAAAAAAAACAAAACAAAUAUUCAUAUACAGUACGAAUAGAGUCAUCUCCGAUCGGCGAUUACUGUCGAAACCUCACUCAACUUGAGCAAUGGCGGAGCAUCCAGAAGCUUCUCAACAAGAAGAACAACCAGGGGAUCCAAGUCCCGAACUUUUCGAUCCCAAAACUAUGCGAAAAUCCAAACCUGGUUUCAAACGCCUAUUUCUCACCAUCUCCGUUCUCCUCUCCUUCCUCUCCGGUGUUCCGUUUUUUCUCAAGUCGAUAGAGAUCUAUCGCUCGCCGAUUCCGUUUACGGAAAUGGACACGCUCUCGAAUUCGAUUGAUUCGCAUCCGUUAAUAUUUUCGUGUAGGUUUCAUGUCGUUUUUGUUGAUUUUGAUUCUAGGGAGGUGAGUGUAGAUAAGUUAGCAUUUUCGGUUUUGGAGAAUAUGCGGAAGUUAAGUAGUAGUGAGAAUGUUUGUGGUAGUUGUGGGAACAAUUACAGUGUUUCGGUGACAAUUGAGUCUGGAGGUGAUUGUAAGGAAAGUGGAGAUGUUGAGGCGGCUAAAUUGUGGAAAUGUGGGAGGAUUAAGGAGGGGAAUUUGGAAGAGAUGUUGAAGGAUGAUGAAAGAUUUGAUGAGUAUCUGAAUGAAGUAUUGGGAGGCGAUGAAGAGGGAAGUGGGAAGGUUUAUCGUGUAGUGGUGGUGAGUAAAGAUGAAGAAAUUAGGGCUGUGGUUGGGAAGAAUAGGCAUGCGUGGAUUGUGGGUCGGGUUUCAGAGGUGGAUGAAGCUGUUGAGAUGGUAGCAGAAGUAUUUGUUAAGUUUUUUGUCAAUGGAGGAACUAGAAAUGGGUCUAUUCAUUCGGAGUUUAUGCCGGUGGGUGCUGAUGGGAGAAUAGUGCUUUCUUUUAAUUUGCUGAAUGCUGAUCCCCGUGAUUGGGUUUAUGAUUGGAAUUUUCAAGAGAUAGAUGAGAUUCUUUUGGCUCCUAUUAUCAGGACUUUGGCACCUUUAGCCAAUAUAAGCACUGAAAGUCAGGUCUUAUACCACACUCCCAUGUCUUCAUUUGCAAAUUGGGAUAAAGAAAAGGAGAGCUACAUCUUUAGAACAAAAGAUUUGCCUUUCUUUGUGAACUCAAAUGAAUGGCACUUGGAUACUUCCAUUGCAGCUGGUGGAAGAUCAAAUAUUUUGCAAUUUGUGGUAUACGUGCCAUCAGCUAAUGAAUGCCCACUUAUGUUACAACUUCCAAAUGGAGAAAUUUCUAUGACAAAUGGCUUCAUAUCUCCAAUGUGGGGUGGUGUCGUUGUUUGGAAUCCCCCACGUUGCGCGAGAGAUUCUGGAGGUUCCCAUUUGAGGAAAAAGAUUUCACCACAGGAUUUAGAAAAGGUAUUUGAAGUUUUCCUUGGGCAGCUCCGACAAAUAUUUGGUUUAAACUCUGGUAGCCUCUAUCAUGAUGCUUCGACCACAUUUACUCUAUUAUCUACCGGAAAGGGCUUUACAGAAUGGGAAAUGGAUUUCUUGUCACGUCAACACACAUGCUAUAAUCUACUUCAGUGUGGUACAACCCUCGGAUCACUUUCCCGAUUAGUCCAGUCACUUCCAAGGAUGAUCAUCAAGGAUGAGAUUGGAAAACAGGUAAAAUUUUCUCUUGAAGCUGCAAAAGUGGCUCGAAGUAAUGCUUCCUAUGGAAUUUCUGAUGCAUCAGCUGUGUCCUCAAGGGAAGCUAGAAUAUUGGCAGAGGAUGCCUUUUUUCACCCAUCUAUGAUGUCUGUGAGCUACUACUCUUUUGAGCAUUGCUUUGCUGUAUACUCGCCAUUCUUUCUGCCAGUGUCAAUGCACAUUAUUCUUGCAGUUUUAAGAGAAUUCCGAAGGUACAAGCAAGAAAGUGCCAAACACAGAGCAUGGAGAGUUAUAGAUAGCAGGAAUGCAUGAUUAGUUAAACCUUUAUAGAUACUUUAUUGCGGCUGAGAUACAUCAAUCUAGCUGUCAGGCCAGGAAGAUUUUUCUUUUCUUUUUCCUCUUCUCCUCGGCAAGAUUUUGUUGUAGCUCCUGGUAAAUUGUUCACAAGUAGCAUAGGAGGCACCCACGAGCGAACUAUCAUGUACAAGCUGUAAUCUUAGUUAGGAUGUUACGGUUAAACGUAACAACAUUGAGACCAACGAAAAUUAUUAUUUUAUCGAGUUAAAAUAGACUAUCUACAUUA
Molecule: messenger RNA, 2557 nt
Organism: Daucus carota subsp. sativus
Lineage: Eukaryota; Viridiplantae; Streptophyta; Magnoliopsida; Apiales; Apiaceae
Exons: 14
Coding region: 472-2286 (604 amino acids)
Biological process (GO): attachment of GPI anchor to protein
Cellular component (GO): GPI-anchor transamidase complex
Source: RefSeq, a predicted model, not a curated record